AUGGAAAACCAAAAUGUGGUAGCGCCUGAAUCAACCAUCAACUUGGCCAUCACCGUUGACGUGGCAAACUCGUCGAAUAACCUUGAAAUGGAUGGCGGAGCAAGAAUUAGUGCCUGGGUCGACUCAAUGAGAGCCUCCUCUCCCAAACAUCACAAAUCGACACCCUCUCUUGUUGAGGACCAAGCUUCUUGGAUGGGACAACACCCAUCUGCUUUGGACAUGUUUGAAUACAUAAUUGAUGAUUCAAAAGGGAAACAAAUAGCAAUGUUUCUUGACUACGACGGAACACUGUCUCCGAUUGUGAAAGACCCAGACCGAGCUUUUUUGUCAGACAAGAUGCGAGCAACAGUGAGAAAGUUAGCAACGUCUUUCCCAACAGCCAUAGUUAGUGGCAGAAGCAUAGACAAGUUGUAUGAAUUUGUUGGACUGGAUGAGCUGUACUACGCUGGAAGUCAUGGCAUGGAUAUUAGAGGACCACGGGAAGCAGGAUCCAAAUACAAGAAAGGUAGUGAAGCUGUUCUCACUCAACCAGCCAUUGAAUUUCUUCCUAUGAUUGAUGAGGUUUACAAAGAACUUGUAGAGAGAACAAAAUCAACUCCGGGAGCUAAAGUUGAAAACAACAAGUUCUGCUUAUCUGUUCAUUUUCGCUGUGUUGAGGAAGAGAAAUGGAAGGAACUGGUAGAGCAGGUUGGAUCAGUAAUUAAGGAGUACCCAACGCUCCUGCUUAAACAAGGGAGGAAGGUGUUAGAAAUCCGACCUACCAUUGAGUGGAACAAAGGGAGGGCCCUUGAGUUUUUGUUGGAAUCACUUGGGUUUGCUAAUUGUAGUGAUGUAUUCCCUGUUUAUAUUGGAGACGACAAAACAGAUGAAGAUGCAUUUAAGGUACUGAGAGAAAGAGGACAAGGUAUUGGGAUUCUAGUGUCCAAAUUUCCGAAGGACACCAAUGCGUCCUACUCUUUGCAGGAACCCAAUGAGGUUAUGGCCUUUUUACAACGAUUGGGAAACGGGUGUCCUUCGGAGGGGAAGCCAGUGACCAUAUGGCUUGAGAAAGUCUUAAAGGAUCUGUGGCAAGGGAAGAUGGCUGGAACUUCAGGUUUGCCUACACCACCUGGGUAUGAACCUUCUGAACUUGACGAUGAUGCAACAAUACAGCAAAUCAAGCAACAAAAGGAGCUACACACAAAGAAUUUUAAAGCUCUCUCCUUUAUUCAUGGGGCUAUAUCAGAAGUGGUCUUUUAUCGUAUUGUUGGGUUGAAGAUGCUAAAGAAGUCUAGAAUAAGCUCAAGGAGGAGUACCAGGGUAGUGAAAAGAAUGAAGGAAAGAGACUCUGUGAAGGAUUAUUCUGACAAGUUGGUGGGGCUGGUUAACAAAAUGAGAUUGUAUGGAGAGGAGACUUCAGAUCAAAAGAUUGUGGAUAAAAUACUAAUAAGCUUGCCAGAGAGAUUUGAAGCAAUAGUCUCUACAAUAGAAGAGUCAUGUGAUCUCAAGAUACUUAUUGUCUUAGAACUGUGUAGCAAGCUCCAAGUGCAGGAGUAG
Molecule: messenger RNA, 1536 nt
Organism: Tripterygium wilfordii
Lineage: Eukaryota; Viridiplantae; Streptophyta; Magnoliopsida; Celastrales; Celastraceae
Product: probable trehalose-phosphate phosphatase H
Exons: 15
Coding region: 1-1536 (511 amino acids)
Biological process (GO): trehalose biosynthetic process
Molecular function (GO): trehalose-phosphatase activity
Source: RefSeq, a predicted model, not a curated record